Messenger RNA from Ambispora leptoticha, 165 nucleotides. NCBI's taxonomy places the organism in Eukaryota, Fungi, Glomeromycota, Glomeromycetes, Archaeosporales, Ambisporaceae. The record is from the annotation of a GenBank genome assembly.
GAAGGGAUAUCGAUCGAUCUUUUUACAAAUAUAAUAAGGGUCUAUACCUUGGAUGUCAACACCAAUACUAUCAUUUGUCAAGAGAUUCUUAAUUGUACCUCGGCUACACAGAUUCCUUCACCACUUCUUCCCGGACUUGUGUUGAGUAUGCAAUACGUCCUCUGA